AUGCUGGCGUGGGUGCCCCAGCAUACGGCGCCCAGUGACGGCGACGACGAGGGCGACUGGUGCACCCUGAACAAGCACAGCCUCACCGAUGCUCAGGGCUUCAUGGCCACGGCCAUCUCCGAGGACGGGGCCUGCAUGAGUCUGAGGAUCAAGGUGGUCGCCGGUGCUGCCGGUGCCUUCGGGGAGCGCGAGGUGACCCAGGUGCCACUGGCGGACGCCGAGGGCACCUGCAAGGAUCCAUCGGCGCCCAGUGCUGCUACCGCCGAGGCCGCAACCGAAGCAGGCGCUCUGCUGCAGGCGGUCAACCAGAUCGCCUGCGGCCUCGACCUGCGCCGCCUCGUUCCCAGGCUGGCCGCCGCCGGCCUGCGCGUGGUCGAGGGCGCGGCCGAGCCCGCGCUCUUCCCGCUCAUCGAGCCGCUGGAGGCCUUCCGCGAGGGCGAGCUCUCGGCCGAUAGCCUGCCGGCCGCGCUGCCCCAGUUUGCGCAGGCGCUGGCGGACCUGCCGCCCGGCAGCGUGCCCGGCGUGCUCGCGCUGUGCAAGACGGAGGCCGCCCGCGCCGUGGAGGAGCUGCGGCGGGAGGCGCAGGGCGCGGAGGGCCUCGAGGUUGAGGUGCAUAGGGGCGUCGUCUGCGACGGCUGCGAGGUUGCCCCGAUCAUGGGCAAGCGCUAUCGGAGCCUCACGAAGGACGACUACGACUUGUGCGAGGCCUGCUUCAGCAAAACAGACGAGGACAAGAACAGCUUCAAGCGCGUGAAGUCGGACGUGGUCGCUCAGGUGGUGUCUUCGUUCUACGGCCCACGAGGAUCGCCCGGGUGCGGCCUGGUCCACCACAGUGUCCAGUGCGACGGCUGCGGCGAGUUUCCCCUGGUGGGCACCAGGUUCCGCAGCCUCGACCGCCCCGACUACGACCUCUGCGGCCGCUGCCACGGGGAGCUGCAGGCCAGCGGGCGCGAGGCGGGGCGGCCCUUCCAGGAGAUCGCCCCGCCGGGGCACUGUCCGCCCGGCCGCGAGGACGGUGAGACGCUCGUCGUGGAAGGCGAUGGACUGGCCGCGUUUGCAGCCGCGGAGGUCAAGGCGACUACGGAACCCGAACACGGCAAAGGCAAGCACAAGGGCAUGUGCAAGGGCAAGGGCAAGGGCAAGCACAAGGGCAAACACCACGACCACCCUCCGCCUCCUCCGACGGCGCCUGCGUCGUGCCCCGAGCGGUCGGCGGAGGAAGAGUCGUGGAAGCUGUUCUACGACAACAGCUGCGGGGAGUACUACUACCACAAUUGGAUGACCCGGGAGACCACGUGGACCAUGCCAGAGACGCUGCGGCAUACUGGCCUCGCGCAGCAGGCGUCCUCCAGCCCUGUCCCCGACGAGCCCCGCGAAGAGGCGAAGGUGGAUCUCGAGGAGAGCCUGCGCGCCAUGGACGAGGGCGCGCUUCGGGGCGUGCUGGCCGGCCUCCUUGCUCACUCCGACAGGUCCGUGCGAGACGCGGUGGAGGCCGCUGUAUCUUCCCCGGCGUGCCGCGACCGCCUCGAACACCAGGGCUCGCGCAGGAAUUCGCAGGACGACGACAAUAUGGAGACGUCUCAGGAGGCUUGCAGCAUGCACUCCUGGGAGAUGCCCGACGUCGAGCCCAGCCUGCCCGAGCCCCCGGAGCUGCCCGGGCCCCCUGAGCAGCCCGAGAGCGAGCUCCUCCCCGCGGCGUCCGCGCGGGUGAUCGGCAGCGUUCCCCUCACCCUGGGCGUCGAGGCGCAGGAGGUGCACGCUGCGCGCGGCGACGCCACCGAGGACCUCGGUCCUAGCGCCGCCAGGCCUAUCGCAUCGGCUGCGUGGCGUUGCCUGCAGGACUGGACGCGGCGGUGCCCGCCUGCGCCAGGGUCCACGUGGUGA
Prorocentrum cordatum is the source of this 1884-nucleotide messenger RNA. NCBI's taxonomy places the organism in Eukaryota, Dinophyceae, Prorocentrales, Prorocentraceae. The record is from the annotation of a GenBank genome assembly.